Messenger RNA from Exophiala dermatitidis NIH/UT8656, 2538 nucleotides. RefSeq lists its product as uncharacterized. Gene Ontology annotation, cellular component: mitochondrion. The transcript has 2 exons. Bases 177 to 1217 code for a protein of 346 amino acids. Lineage: Eukaryota; Fungi; Ascomycota; Eurotiomycetes; Chaetothyriales; Herpotrichiellaceae. The record is from RefSeq and is a predicted model, not a curated record.
CUCCUCAUCUGGCUCCGCCGCCUUGGCAACUGCUGGCCGCUUCUCAGGCUCAUGCGGAGCUUCAAAGGUUCAUUUUCCUCACGCCGGCACGCUGCUUUCCCUCGCCUGACAACGACUUGGUCUUACGACCCGAACCUCUCCCUUCCAGGCCCAGUUGCUCCUCCCCCUUCAUCGUCAUGAUGUCGCGCCCUGUCUUCUCGGUUUCGGCAAAGGCCGUCACAACCUCGCUCUCUUUGACCCCGGUCGGUCAGAACUCACGGAUAUGCCUCCAAUGCGCCUACCGACGAGGAUCCUCCCCUUCGAUACGGUCAUUCACGACAAGUCGAAGCAACCAAGCGAAACUCGGCGGAGCCUUGCCGCCGGUCAACCAACUGACCUCAAGACUUCCCAAGAGCCACUCAAUGAGGACGCGCAUGAAGGACGCCGGCAAGAACCAGAUGGGCAAUGAUCUGGGCAGAUUGCCAAACUCUCUCGUGAUGCCGUCGCGCAAGGAAUUGCGGAAAGGCUUGGGCGGACGAUUGGGCAAGUGGGCUCAGGUAUACUGGUUGAAUUUGAAACUCUCCGUGACGGAUUGGUAUGGAAUCUUCUACUUCCGAUGGUGGGACGCCCCAAGGGAUCCGACGACCGGGAAGAAAAUGAGAAAACCCCUCGAACUCGCCCAAAGACACCAGAUCGCUCGAGACCUACAUCGAGAAUUCAAUACCGCCCUGGCGAAAGGGGACGUGCAGGCAUUGGAACAGAUCACCUGCGACGGACUGCUCUCCAAAGCCAAGACGCGCAUCGACAUCCGCAAGAAACGAGGCCAGCCGUCGGAGACGUGGCAGAUUCAAAAAUACGUGGGCAUCAAGUAUCCAUUGUUCCUGGAGAAGUGGCCGAUUUCGGUCCUCUUGCCCAAGGCGAGUACCAGGGUCGUUUCCGACAAGUUAUCUCCUUUGCCACUUCCCGACUCCUACCUCCGUCAAUGUAUUGUGCGCAUUCACAGCGUUCAAAGUUACCAACUCGCCAAUGAAGAGUUCAAGCUAGCCAAGCAUACCGAAUAUGUGGUCAUUCAAAAACUUACAUUCAAAGGUGAAGACGGCCCCUGGCGCAUUUGGGGCACCGUCGACCCGUCCACCGUGCAAGAUAUCAACGCCAUCCUGGAGGGUCAAGAGAUGAACGCCACUUUCUCGGAGAGGUUGUCGAGUGCAAUGUCGGGCUCUCUUCCUGGAACGCGCUAAAGUGGAGGGAGGCCAGGCGCUCAAAUUACACAGGUCGGGAAGCCUGACGCUAGCGCCAGGGAGCUUUGCGGCGGGUUAUAGAAGCCGCGCUGCACUUGAAGGAAAUUGCUGCAGGAAUCUAAGGCAGCCAGUGCUACUUGUCCUAUCCGACGGACCGACCUUCCUCAGAAGAUAUUGCCAUCCUCGACUUUUCACUGUCUGGCACCAGCUUAUGGCGGAGCUUGUUGCCGUACUCUUUAUGACCACUGAUCCCCGGCUGUUACUCGGUUGGAAGAUGACGCAAUGCAAUCAAAACGGAAGGAAUGGAGAGAAUGGUUUGCUUCGUCCGUCCAGUUUUGCGAGUGAUCCAGGCACGAUGAAUGAAUGUCCUUGCCCUAUCUUUGAGCGUCUCUCGCGGUGGACGAUGGUUUGGCCAACAAAGAGCUGGAGGGACCACUGUCGUGGAUUUCAAGGAACCUCUCAGUCGGCCGAAUAGAUUUUCCCAGCCCGUCACUCAUGGUCGCUCACCAAGAAGCAACCUUGCCUUUCGGUUGGAUUGGGAGAAGUGGAGUCGAUCGACUAACGGCGAUGGAUUGGCAAGUACCUGGCUUUUGGUGCGCGCCGCGACGGAGCUGUACACGAAAACAGGCCGGGGGCCAGUUCCAUUCUCUCACUCUCUGUCUCUCUGCCCUCUUCUCCGUUGGGCUCGUCACCUCUCUAUCCUCCCAAUCUCAGACUGGCGUUGAGUUCGAAGGCCCGAGGCAGCCCGGCAGGCAGACAUUCAUAGGUUCUUCGCCCUUUCUUCAACCUUUCUUCAAACCUUCCAUGACUCCGAUUGACCGUCUCCGCGAUCUCGCAUCGAGCAGGAGACAUCUUUGCCACGUCAAGCAGUCUGGCUAGCCGGCCUGGUGGGUCGUGAAUAUAGCUAGUUCGGCCGCCUUUCAUGCCAACCAAAGGAGCCAGGUCAGAUCAGAUCAGGCGUGGUCAUGGAAUGUACCUAGGUAGUGUAUGUAUAGCAUGCCAGGCUGCGCAACUUGUCUAAAUUGGCAGAUGGAUAGGAUAUCUAGGGAUGGUUCGGAAAGGAAUCCCAGCUUGGUCUUCGAUGAAUUUCCAGUUUCAAUAAUGCUUGCUCUUGCUCCGCCAAGACGGUUUUCGUAUUACCUACUAGUACCUAUCGCGUUCGGGCUCUUUCACUUAAAUUGCCCUUUUAUCUCCGGUAUUUGCCUGCCCUGUACUGCUUGCUCUACGCUGCCAGAGUACAGGGCGAAUAAGCAGACACGCAAAUAAUUUGUAUCGGCGUCUACUCCCGCUGUCGCUGUCGUUAAUUCAGGUUCCGGCUCUA